GAGGUUCUCGAGAAGCGCAGAGAGGCAUAACACUGAGCAGGAUGCAGAGCACAAUGGUUCCACUGAAUGCUCUACCGGGUGAUGGAAGAGGAGCAGGGACAGUGGUGGUGGCAAUGCCAGAGCAUCCGCCUGAUUAUAUAGUGUGGUCCAUUGCCAGCAUCAUCUAUGGAAACCCAUGCUGCCUGGGCCUGAUUGCCUUUUAUUACUCCAUCAAGUCCAGAGACCGGAAAAUGGUGGGGGACAUGAAUGGAGCAAGGUCGUACGGUUCCACGGCGCAAUGUUUCAAUGGCUUUGCGCUGGCACUUAUCGUUAUCCUCUUCAUCAUCAUGAUCGUGCUGAUGGUUGUGCAGAUUGCCGAAAUGAGGAGUCACACUCAUACAUAUUACAGAGGAUACUAUAAAUAAAAACCCUGUCUCAUGUGAUUUGUUCUUUUUAAAAAAUGACAUAAGCAACAUUAUCUCUCAGAAGAAUGAUGUGCUGUUGAAGUUGAUCUGAGGAACACAAAAUACUUUGUGAAUUCUAUUUUUGUGAAAUGAAUAAUAAAACAUUUACACUGAUGAAAGCA
This is a messenger RNA of Pangasianodon hypophthalmus (striped catfish), 565 nucleotides long. RefSeq names its product interferon-induced transmembrane protein 3. Gene Ontology annotation, cellular component: plasma membrane. Bases 42 to 404 code for a protein of 120 amino acids. The transcript is spliced from 2 exons. NCBI's taxonomy places the organism in Eukaryota, Metazoa, Chordata, Actinopteri, Siluriformes, Pangasiidae. The record is from RefSeq and is a predicted model, not a curated record.